UUCCCGAAGUGAGAGGUUGAUGGUGUAUUUUCCGUGAAGGCGGUGCGUCAGUUCCGUGUCUCACUGACUCCUCCGAACUUCCUGGAUCUAUGCUUGGGACCCGCGACGACCCGGCAGUCGGUUUAGGGGAAAAGAAUCCACGGCAGAGAGCGCAGGCACCCUGCUGUGCACAGUUUUGACUUCCCAGGAUCUGUGUCCCUUGGGACUCUGCUUGUCCCCAGAAGUGGGAGGAACAAUGACCACGUUCAAGGAGGCAGUGACUUUCAAGGACGUGGCCGUGGUCUUCACAGAGGAGGAGCUGAGGCUGCUGGACUCCACCCAGAGGGAGCUGUACCAGGACGUGAUGCUGGAGAACUUCCGGAACCUGGUCUCCGUGGGGUGUCACCCCUUCAAACAUGAUAUAUUCCACUUAGAAAAGGCAGAUGGACUUUGGUGGGUAAAGACAGCAGCCCAAAGAGAAAGGAAGUCAGAAGGAAAGAUCCCAAGUGAGAUGGAGGCUGUUCCAGAAGCAGGACCACAUGGAGAGUGUCCCUGCUGGCAGACGUGGCAUCAGAUUGCCAGUGACUUAAGCAGGUGUCAAGACUCCAUGAUAAAAAGUUCUGAGUUCCACAGGCAAGGCGACUCACCUGGCCAGGGUGGGGCAGGACUGGCUUUAACUCACAUAGGCCAGAAACUUUACCCAUGUAAUGAGUGUGAAAAAGCUUUCACCGAUGUCUCCCACUUUGAUCUUCACCAACAAAUGCACUCAGGAGAGAAGUCUCAUACGUGUAGUGUGUGUGGAAAAAGCUUCUGUUACAGCUCAGCACUUCGUAUUCAUCAGAGAGUCCACUUGGGAGAGAAACGCUAUAAAUGUGAUGAGUGUGGGAAGGAAUUCAGUCAGAGCACACAGCUGCAAACUCAUCAGAAAGUCCACACCAUCGAGAAGCCAUUCAAAUGUGAGCAGUGUGGGAAAGGCUUCAGCCGUCGGUCCACACUUACUGUUCACUGUAAAUUACACACGGGAGAGAAGCCUUACAGUUGUGACGAAUGUGGAAGGGCCUUCAUUCAUGCUUCGCACCUGCAGGAACAUCAGAGAAUCCACACUGGGGAGAAACCGUUCAAAUGUGAUAUAUGCAGUAAGAACUUCCGCCGUAGAUCAGCACUUAACAGUCACUGUAUGGUCCACACCGGGGAGAAACCAUACAAAUGUGAGGAGUGCGGGAAGUGUUUCACUUGUAGCUCCAAUCUUCAUAUCCACCAGAGAGUCCACACAGGAGAGAAACCUUAUAAGUGUGAAGAAUGCGGUAAGUGCUUCAUUCAGCCUUCACAAUUUCAGGCCCAUCGGAGAAUCCACACUGGAGAGAAGCCAUAUGUAUGUCAAGUGUGUGGUAAAGGCUUCAUUUACAGUUCAAGUUUUCAAGCCCAUCAGGGAGUCCACACAGGAGAGAAACCAUACAAAUGCGGUGAGUGUGGGAAGAGCUUCAGGAUGAAAAUCCAUUAUCAGGUUCAUCUGGUCGUCCACACAGGGGAGAAACCCUACAAAUGUGAGGUGUGUGGGAAGGGCUUCCGUCAGAGUUCGUAUCUCAAAAUCCAUCAGAAGGCCCACAGCGUAGAGAAACCUUUCAAGUGUGAGGAGUGCGGGCAGGGCUUCAAUCAGAGUUCCCGACUCCAGAUUCACCAGCUGACGCACACCGGUGAGAAACCAUACAAAUGUGAAGAGUGCGGGAAGGGAUUCAGUCGUAGAGCAGAUCUUAAAAUUCACUGCAGAAUCCACACAGGAGAGAAACCGUAUAAUUGUGAGGAGUGUGGGAAGGUUUUCAGUCAGGCCUCUCAUCUCCUGACCCAUCAGCGAGUCCAUAGCGGAGAAAAACCAUUCAAAUGUGAGGAGUGUGGGAAAAGCUUCAGCCGCAGCUCACACCUUCAGGCCCAUCAGAAAGUCCACACUGGAGAAAAGCCGUACAAAUGUGAGGAGUGUGGGAAGGGCUUCAAGUGGAGCUUGAAUCUUGACAUGCACCAGAGGGUCCACACGGGAGAGAAACCCUACAAGUGUGGGGAGUGUGGGAAGCACUUCAGUCAGGCCUCGAGUCUUCAGCUUCACCAGAGCGUCCACACUGGGGAGAAGCCGUACAGAUGUGAUGUGUGUGGGAAGGUCUUCAGUCGGUCUUCACAGCUUCAGUAUCACAGGCGCGUUCACACAGGGGAGAAGCCUUACAAGUGUGAGGCGUGUGGUAAGAGCUUCAGCUGGCGCUCCAAUCUUGUGAAGCAUCAGAGAGUUCACGUGGGAGAAAAACACAGUAAGUGUGAUGCAUGUGGAAAGGAAUUCAGUCAGAGCUCCCAUCUGCAAACUCAUCAGAAAGUCCACACCAUAAAGAAACCAUUCACGUGUGAAGAAUGUGGGAAAGGCUUCAGUCGUAGAUCAGCACUGACUGUUCAUCGCAAAGUCCACACAGGAGAGAAACCUUAUAAUUGUAAGGAGUGUGGGAGGGCCUUCAGUCAGGCCUCUCAUCUUCAGGACCAUCAGAGAGUCCACACUGGGGAGAAACCGUUCAAAUGUGAUGCAUGUGGUAAGAGCUUCAGUCGGAAUUCACAUCUUCAGUCCCACCGGAGAGUCCAUACAGGAGAGAAACCAUACAAAUGUGAGGAAUGUGGGAAGGGUUUCAUUUGUAGCUCAAAUCUGUACAUUCAUCAGAGGGUCCACACAGGAGAAAAGCCCUACAAAUGUGAGAAAUGUGGUAAAGGCUUUAGUCGGCCUUCAAGUCUUCAGGCCCAUCAGGGAAUCCACACUGGAGAGAAAUCAUACGUAUGUAAUGUGUGUGGUAAAGGCUUUACUUUGAGUUCAAACCUUCAGGCGCAUCAAAGAGUCCACACAGGAGAGAAACCAUACAAAUGCGGUGAGUGUGGGAAGAGCUUCAGGAGGAACUCCCAUUAUCAGGUUCAUCUGGUCGUCCACACAGGGGAGAAACCCUACAAAUGUGAGGUGUGUGGGAAGGGCUUCAGUCAGAGUUCGUAUCUUCAGAUCCAUCAGAAGGCCCACAGCGUAGAGAAACCUUUCAAGUGUGAGGAGUGCGGGCAGGGCUUCAAUCAGAGUUCCCGACUCCAGAUUCACCAGCUGACGCACACCGGUGAGAAACCAUACAAAUGUGAAGAGUGCGGGAAGGGAUUCAGUCGUAGAGCAGAUCUUAAAAUUCACUGCAGAAUCCACACAGGAGAGAAACCGUAUAAUUGUGAGGAGUGUGGGAAAGUCUUCAGGCAGGCCUCAAAUCUUCUUGCCCAUCAGCGAGUCCAUAGCGGAGAAAAACCAUUCAAAUGUGAGGAGUGUGGGAAAAGCUUCGGUCGGAGUUCACACCUUCAGGCCCAUCAGAAAGUCCACACUGGAGAAAAGCCGUACAAAUGUGAGGAGUGUGGGAAGGGCUUCAAGUGGAGCUUGAAUCUUGACAUGCACCAGAGGGUCCACACGGGAGAGAAACCCUACAAGUGUGGGGAGUGUGGGAAGCACUUCAGUCAGGCCUCGAGUCUUCAGCUUCACCAGAGCGUCCACACUGGGGAGAAGCCAUACAGAUGUGACGUGUGUGGGAAGGUCUUCAGUCGGUCUUCACAACUACAGUCUCAUCAGAGAGUUCACACAGGGGAGAAGCCUUACAAGUGUGAGAUAUGUGGUAAGAGCUUCAGUUGGCGAUCAAAUCUAACAAUUCAUCACAGAAUCCAUGCGGGUGAUAAAUCCUACAAAAGUGAUAGGGGUGAUAAGACCAUCAGAGAGUCCACUCAGGAAAAAAGUUCUAUAAAGUGAUUAAAAAAAUA
Messenger RNA from Camelus dromedarius (Arabian camel), 3777 nucleotides. RefSeq names its product zinc finger protein 234. Gene Ontology annotation, molecular function: RNA polymerase II cis-regulatory region sequence-specific DNA binding; DNA-binding transcription repressor activity, RNA polymerase II-specific. The transcript is spliced from 7 exons. The coding region runs from base 236 to 3766 and encodes 1176 amino acids. Gene Ontology annotation, cellular component: nucleoplasm. Gene Ontology annotation, biological process: regulation of transcription by RNA polymerase II. The record is from RefSeq and is a predicted model, not a curated record. NCBI's taxonomy places the organism in Eukaryota, Metazoa, Chordata, Mammalia, Artiodactyla, Camelidae.